AAUGAUCUAAAUUUAUUUGAUGAAAAAAUAAUCUAAACAUGUUAAUGGCAUAGUAAUAAAUAAAUAAAUAAUUCAUAUUCAUUGCAUUUCAUCCAGAUUCAUCGCACAAAGUUAUAAACUCAGAUUCAUCGCAUUUCACCGAUCAUCAUCAUCCUUCAGGAAAAUCCCUAAAUCACAAAAAAAAACCCUUCUUUCAUCUAUCGUCAUGUUUAUUGCAGUCGCGAAAAUCCUAAGGCUUAGAGAUUCAUCAACAAUCGCCCAUUCCUUUGUGUAGCACUGUGAGUAAUUUGACUUUAUCCUUUAGGAAAACCCCUAAAUCGCAAAAACCCCUUCAUCUAUCGUCAUGUUUAUUACGGUCGCAACAAUCUUGAGGUUUAGCGAUUCAUCAACAAUCGUCCCUUCCCUUGUAUGCUUAAAAGAAGCUGCGAGAAAGGAUAUGGGUUCUACAUUUUUUGAUGCAAACUUGUAUCCACAAGGUUCUACGGGUGGUGUUCCAGAGCCCCUUCACCCUAAACCUGGUAUGUUAAAGUAUUUGAUAAGAUAUAGAUGCUUGAACCACUCAGUUUAACUGCUUUUCAUUUGUAUUAGGACUUUGUUCGGCUUCCUUGGAAAAACCAGUCUAGCCAGAACAUUCAAUGCCUGCUAGUGUUUCUAUUCAAUCUGCUAACAGUGGCUUAACUUAUCCGGUGGGAAAGAAAUUGAGAAAGGUAGAAGGUUUGUACUUCGUGCCCCAGUAUAAGACGGAGAGUGAGAAUGAUGAUGAGGAUGACAAAGCGUUGGUGGUAUCCAGCACUGGAAAACACUUCACUUGUGAUGACCUUUAUCUAAGUGACAGUGAUGAUUCCUAUGUUGACCUUGAUUUUGAAGUGCAACCUUAUCUGAUGAAUAAAGUUGGGGAGGUAGAAGGUGCCUUGAUUGAGUUGGCACACGAACAUCAUUUAAGGGUUACCGAUGAAGUCAGGAAUAAGAUAUCAGCUUUGAAGACAGCUCUACUGAAUGAAAGUCAGAACUCUCUUUCUUCCCUUCUUCGAGUUGAGAAAUACAAAGAAACCAGGCAGGAGUUGGAUAAAAAGUUUGACACUCAAUAUCAACGCCAAAUGGAACCAAUGCAUUUUGUAGUGGUGGUGACCAGGCCUAGAGGACUCAAGAUGGUUAUUCCGAUAGUGAAAAUACCAGUCGCCUUUAUGUGUUAGACUUGCAGUUUAUUCCGUAAACAUUAGUCGGAUCUUGACUUUGAGUCGGAUCCAUGGCCAACAAUCUCUGACAGUGCUAAAGAUUUGGUAAAACUGAUGUUGGAUAGAGACCCUAAGAAUAGAAUCUCUGCUCAUAAUGUCUUAUGUGAGUUCCUUUGAUACUGAUUUCAUAACGUCUUAUGUAAGUUAUUUGGUUUGGUUCACUCUGUUUGAUCUUGUUUCAUUACUUUGGCUCAUUUUAUGAAGUGAUAUAGGGGUAAUAUCUGAAGAGUGGUUCAAUGAGA
Vicia villosa (hairy vetch) is the source of this 1477-nucleotide messenger RNA. Its product is annotated as mRNA export factor GLE1-like. The transcript is spliced from 7 exons. The record is from RefSeq and is a predicted model, not a curated record. Gene Ontology annotation, biological process: regulation of translational termination; regulation of translational initiation; poly(A)+ mRNA export from nucleus. Gene Ontology annotation, cellular component: cytoplasm; nuclear pore; nuclear pore cytoplasmic filaments. NCBI's taxonomy places the organism in Eukaryota, Viridiplantae, Streptophyta, Magnoliopsida, Fabales, Fabaceae. The coding region runs from base 636 to 1193 and encodes 185 amino acids. Gene Ontology annotation, molecular function: inositol hexakisphosphate binding; translation initiation factor binding; phospholipid binding.